GUCUUUUGCAAACAAAUCACCCGGGCCGUAUUUUAUUAGGGCUUUGUUCUUGUCUAUAUAUUCAUCAAACACCGGUCAUCCUAUCUCUCUUAUCUGAGGAAGUGUAAAAAUUUUAACAACGCAGUGAAGUGGUCUAAUGUGGGCAGAUCAAGAGUGUUAGAGGUAUACGGUACACUGCACUUUCAUUGUAAAAGCCGGAUCGUGUUUCGCAACAACAAAACUACACCAAGUUGUCACAAGCAUAUCAACGUAAUACGGAGAGGUAUUCAAAGAUUUCGUUGAGGUUCAAGGUCUCCUCUAAGGAUUACUCUCAGACACGAAACAUUUUGCCCAUGAUUUGAGGCAUUCGUAGAAGUCACGGGUAUUUGUUUAAGAUGAGUGUGAGUUCUUCAAGGUACCCGCUCAUUCGAAUCAGCAAGACAGGCGAAAUGAGGUUAAAGAACAAGGUUGGAAAUGCAAUACUCAAGGAGAAUGCCUACGAAGACCGAGCGCUCAACACUCGUUUAGACACCUUAUCUAAACAUCAAUUCAGGCAAGAUAAGUACAUGACUUACAGGCAGUUAGAAUUUGCCACGAAGCAAGUUUCGGCAUCGGAAGAAAGACCACGAACACUGCCUAAUGGACAGGAAAACAAACAAGCUAGCGAACAACUGCCGCCGAUAGAUACAAGACGAAGGUCGAACAUUGUGGCUUCGAACUUGGAAACAAAUCGCUCAAACAAUGGUGGAGAGGUCGCAGGGAAUACUAAAGCGAAAGGGCGCUGGGAAAAGGCGAUAACGCUUGUAAGAUUAGCAGUACAGAAAAGAGAGACAAAUGAAGGUAGCACUAAGCCGGUGGCCGGCCAUAGAAGGAAAAUUUCCGGAACUCAAGCGCCAGAGUCACUGGUUUUAGAUCCUAAUCAGUUACCACCUAUACAUGCUAACGAAGGAAUACUUCGAGAGCCCGUUGGUUCAUCUAAGAGAAAAGCUCUACGAAAACAACCGAGUUUACCAGAAAUGCUAAAACUUUCCCGAGAAAAAACGCAAAAGUGUCUGGAGGAUCCAAGGUUUAUGAAGCUCGAGCAGUGUCUAAGCGAGACGAAAAAUCCUCGAGAAACCCGACAACAACGAAGAAAUUUGAGAAGACGAUCUUCUCCAGAUAGAAUUCGCGGCUAUACGCACUGAAAAAAGCUGCCGUGAGAAAGAUUUUUCAUGUAUGCACGAAAACAUUGCUUAAAGUCAUAAAUUAUUUACAAAGGUAUACAUCUGCAUGCAGUGGAAAAACAGCUUAAAUCUUUCGUAAAACAGAAGGUUUAAGAUUUCCACUAAGAUAGUUUAUAUAAGAAAACGUGAGUAAAAUUCUUGCAGUGAAAUAUACAGUCUAGAUAGCUUUUUGUUCUCAUAAUUUAUUUUGUCAUGACCACCGUCGCGAGCUAUUCGUUUACUCAUAACUUAAGUUCAAAAGAUAUUCAUAAACAAGCCAUUUAUUGUAAAUAAAAAUUCUCCAACAAAAAUAGAAUAAAUUUUGAGCCAUAUUGCAAUCAGGAA
Molecule: messenger RNA, 1526 nt
Organism: Orbicella faveolata
Lineage: Eukaryota; Metazoa; Cnidaria; Anthozoa; Scleractinia; Merulinidae
Source: RefSeq, a predicted model, not a curated record